Arabidopsis thaliana (thale cress) is the source of this 2525-nucleotide messenger RNA. It is a transcript of the gene RLP48, whose product is annotated as receptor like protein 48. Bases 348 to 2525 code for a protein of 725 amino acids. Lineage: Eukaryota; Viridiplantae; Streptophyta; Magnoliopsida; Brassicales; Brassicaceae. Gene Ontology annotation, cellular component: plasma membrane. The transcript has 2 exons. Gene Ontology annotation, biological process: signal transduction. The record is from RefSeq and is marked reviewed.
GAGAAACCAAAUUCAAUCUUUCAGAAACUUAAACCCAUCCCAUACAAACAACCACACUUUUGUUGACAAAUGGAGCAACCAAUUCCUCUUAUUUUCAUUCAACAGUAGACACUCUUUCAUUUUCAACAAAAAAACACUCCUUUGACUAAGUAGAAACUGUCGAUGGCCACACGCGAAAAAUGAUGAUGAAUUCUUAUAACACUCCUCCACAGAUGUAGUAAGUGUCAUCCAAGGAUCUAGCAAUUAAGAGUCAGAUAUUCAAUUUUCUGUGGAAGCAAUUAUCCUUCCCAGGAGACUUGUCAAGUCAAGCAACGAUCAAUUCGUUUCACAGAAGAAAUAAAACAAGGAUGCAUUCUUGUAGUGAGAGGAGGAUGAUGACAGUAAUAUGGAGCUUGUGUUUAAUCUUCUGCCUCUCUAACUCAAUACUUGCCAUUGCUAAAGACUUGUGUCUUCCCGACCAGAGGGAUGCUCUUUUAGAGUUCAAAAACGAGUUCUACGUCCAAGAGUUCGAUCCCCAUAUGAAGUGUGAAAAGGCAACAGAGACGUGGAGGAACAAGACUGAUUGCUGUUCUUGGAAUCGUGUCUCUUGUGAUCCUAAGACAGGCAAGGUCGUCGAGUUAGAUCUCAUGAGCAGUUGUCUCAAUGGCCCUUUGAGAUCUAAUAGUAGCCUGUUUAGACUACAACAUCUCCAGAGCUUAGAACUUAGCUCCAAUAAUAUUUCCGGUAUCCUACCAGAUUCCAUCGGCAACCUCAAAUAUUUGAGGUCUUUAAGUUUUCGUACUUGCCAUCUCUUUGGAAAGAUUCCAUCUUCACUCGGAAGUCUUUCUUAUCUCACUCAUCUUGAUCUUUCUUAUAACGAUUUCACCAGUGAAGGACCAGAUUCGGGUGGCAACCUAAACCGACUUACAGAUUUGCAACUUGUGCUACUCAACUUGAGCUCGGUCACCUGGAUCGACCUUGGUUCUAACCAGUUGAAAGGAAGGGGCAUUGUUGAUUUCAGCAUCUUCUUGCAUCUCAAGUCACUUUGUUCACUUGACCUCUCCUAUCUGAAUACAAGAAGCAUGGUUGAUUUGAGUUUUUUUUCACAUCUCAUGUCACUUGAUGAGCUGGAUCUUUCAGGGAUUAAUUUGAAGAUCAGUUCAACUCUCAGCUUUCCCUCAGCCACGGGCACCUUGAUUUUAGCAUCCUGCAAUAUUGUUGAGUUCCCCAAGUUUCUAGAAAACCAAACCAGUUUGUUUUAUCUAGACAUCUCUGCAAAUCACAUUGAAGGCCAAGUACCGGAGUGGUUGUGGAGACUGCCAACGUUGUCGUUUGUAAACAUUGCUCAGAAUUCCUUCAGUGGAGAACUACCUAUGUUACCAAACUCUAUCUAUAGCUUUAUAGCCUCUGAUAAUCAGUUUUCGGGAGAGAUUCCUAGAACAGUAUGCGAAUUGGUUAGUCUUAAUACACUUGUUUUAUCUAACAACAAAUUCAGCGGUUCUAUUCCCCGGUGUUUUGAGAAUUUCAAAACUAUUUCAAUCUUGCAUCUUCGGAAUAACAGCCUCUCGGGUGUUUUUCCAAAGGAAAUUAUCAGUGAAACCUUGACAUCACUUGAUGUUGGUCACAAUUGGCUAUCAGGACAACUUCCCAAGUCUCUGAUCAAAUGCACUGACCUCGAGUUUCUGAACGUGGAAGAUAACAGAAUCAAUGACAAAUUUCCAUUUUGGUUGAGAUCGUUGUCCAAUCUACAGAUUCUUGUCCUUCGUUCUAAUGAGUUCUAUGGGCCAAUAUUUUCUCUUGAAGAUUCUUUGAGUUUCCCCAAGUUGCGAAUCUUUGAUAUUUCGGAAAAUCACUUCACUGGAGUCUUGCCAUCAGAUUACUUUGCAGGUUGGAGUGCAAUGUCAUCAGUCGUAGACAUUUUUGAUACUACGCCUCAGGUUCACAUUUUAGGAGUUUUCCAGGGAUACUAUCAUAACUCUGUGGUUCUGACGAACAAAGGAUUAAAUAUGGAGCUGGUUGGGAGUGGUUUCACAAUCUACAAAACCAUUGAUGUCUCCGGAAACAGACUCGAAGGAGAUAUUCCAGAAUCGAUUGGUAUACUCAAGGAACUGAUUGUGCUCAACAUGUCAAACAACGCUUUCACAGGCCAUAUUCCACCAUCUCUAUCAAACUUGAGCAAUCUCCAAUCAUUGGAUCUAUCUCAAAACAGAUUAUCCGGCAGUAUCCCGCCAGAGCUCGGGAAACUUACGUUUCUGGAGUGGAUGAACUUCUCGUACAACAGGCUUGAAGGUCCAAUACCACAAGCCACUCAGAUUCAAAGCCAGAAUAGUUCUUCUUUCGCAGAGAAUCCCGGGCUUUGCGGUGCUCCUUUCCUAAACAAAUGUGGUGGAGAAGAAGAAGAAGAAGAAGAAGCAACAAAGCAAGAAGAAGAUGAAGAUGAAGAAAAGGAAGAGAAAAAUCAAGUAUUUAGCUGGAUAGCAGCUGCAAUAGGAUAUGUACCUGGUGUGUUCUGUGGACUCACCAUCGCCCACAUUCUCACUUCAUAG